Molecule: messenger RNA, 492 nt
Organism: Cylindrotheca closterium
Lineage: Eukaryota; Bacillariophyta; Bacillariophyceae; Bacillariales; Bacillariaceae
Source: the annotation of a GenBank genome assembly
AUGGGCUCUGAUGAUGAUCAAUCAGAUGAGAUGGCUCUGAACUUGACAAAGGCUGCAACUGAUCAAGGUCAGGGAGGCCUGGAGGAAAAAACACGUUCAAAUUUGACCACCCAACUGACGGUUGACUUGGUAAAGGAUGAUCCAAGCGAUGACCCCAUGGAACUGUUUGAAACCGUUUGGCAUGCUUUGAUACCUCCCAAGAGCGGACACAAGCAACCCCCUCCUUCCAAAAUCGCCCAGGACGGCGCACUGAAAGGACAGCCGCUUGUUGCCUCUCCCAAGAAACCCAAUCCAAGCGAUGACCCCAUGGAAUUUGUUGAAAGUAUUUGGCAUGCUUUGACAACGGCGUUUCCACCAACCAUUGAUCAUUCUUUGGACCAAUUCUCAAUUGGAUGGUCCACAAAACAAGGUCAGAACCAGAACAAAAUUUUCAACUAUUUACACACAACAACAAUCCUAUUUUAUGAUGUCUGCGCUGCCCAUCAGAAGUGA